AUAAAGUUUAGGCAAAACAUAUAAUGGGAGUCUCAAUGACUACGAGACUCGUCUUGACCCUAAGCGUCGUCGUUUUGCUUAUCGCCUCGUCCGAGGCUAUCUUCCCUUUGCCCUUUCUCCCUUUGCUCCCAUGGUUUCGUUUCCCCGGGAGAGGCAAUCCCAUAGAAACGAACCCGGGAAAAACGCCAACGCCAACGCCAACAACGCCAAUGCCAACGCCAACAACAACGCCACCUGUGGGCGAAAAACGCUCCAAAAGCGGCGACGUUGUGGCCCAGACAAACUGGCCAGGGAAAUGGGAGCUAUUCGUGAAGAACUCGGGCGUUUCCGCCAUGCACGCAAUUCUGAUGCCGGUGAUAAAUAAGGUUCAGAUAUACGACGCCACCAUAUGGAGAGUGUCGGGGAUGAAACUGCCACCUGGCAUGCAGUGCCACGUCAUCGAUGCGAAGACGAAGAAAGAAGAUUGCUGGGCCCACUCUGUUCUCCUCGACGUAGAGACCGGUGCUAUGAAGCCUCUUCUGCUAAACACGGACACGUGGUGCUCAUCGGGAGGACUAUCGGUCAACGGGACAUUGGUGAGCACUGGAGGGUUCGGAGGAGGAGCCAACACAGCAAGGUAUCUACGUGACUGUGAAAACUGCCCAUGGGUCGAAUACCCUAAGGCCCUUGCUUCCAGGAGAUGGUACUCCACCCAAGCCGCUCUCCCUGAUGGCUCCUUCAUCGUGGUCGGGGGCCGAGACGCUCAAAAUUACGAGUACAUCCCUCCCGAAGGAGUUAUCAACACAAAGCUCUAUGACUCGGCUUUACUCAGGGAAACAACCGACAAGGAAGAGAACAAUCUCUACCCUUUUGUUUGGCUCAACACUGACGGUAAUCUUUUCAUUUUCGCGAAUGAUCGGUCCAUUCUCCUCAGCCCGAAAACGAAUCAAGUCAUCAAGGAAUUCCCUCGACUCCCGGGAGGUGCCCGUAACUACCCUGGAGCCGCGAGUUCAGCCCUGCUCCCGAUCCGUCUCUACCUUGUCAACCCGAAAAUCAUCCCUGCUGAGGUUCUCAUAUGUGGAGGGGCCAAGAAGGAUGCUUACUACAAAGCAGGCAAGAAAAUCUUCGAGCCUGCGUUGCAAGAUUGUGCAAGAAUGAACAUCAACAGCCAAAAUCCAGUGUGGAAAACUGAGAUGAUGCCUACUCCUCGUGUAAUGGGUGAUUCAGUUAUCCUCCCAACGGGCGAUAUCCUCUUUGUCAAUGGAGCUAAAAGUGGUUGCUCGGGUUGGGAAUAUGGUAAAGAUCCGAUCUUGAAACCCCUCUUGUACAUGCCUCGCCUCCGUAGAGGCCAACGUUUCAAGGAGCUUGCUCCGUCCACUAUCCCGCGUAUGUAUCAUUCUACUGCUAUUGCUCUUCCCGAUGGUAAAGUUCUAGUCGGUGGAAGCAAUACAAACAACGGAUACAAGUACGAUGCUGAGUACCCUACUGAACUCAGGAUCGAGAAAUUCUCUCCGCCUUACCUUGACCCAGCUCUCGCCAACCAGAGGCCGAGGAUCGUGGCCAAUGGAAGUCCGAAACAGGUCAGAUUUGGACAGAAAUUCAGCGUGAGGAUCCAACUGAACCAAACUAAGUUCCACAAAAACGAGGUGAGGUUGACGAUGCUGGCACCGUCUUUUACGACACAUAGUAUCUCAAUGAACAUGAGGAUGGUCUUGUUGGGGGUUUCAAGUGUCGCCCACAAUGUCUCCCCCAAUGUUCAUGAGAUUCAAACCUUGGCUCCUCCGAGCGGAAACAUUGCUCCUCCUGGUUAUUAUCUUCUAUUCGCCGUUUACAAAGGUGUUCCCAGUGUCGGAGAAUGGAUUCAGGUUGUCUAGACGAUGAUAACUAACUAUGAGCUGGUUCAUGCUUUAUGUGACAUCUUAUAUAAGAUGAGUACGCACCUGUGCACUAGACUUGGAUGUGUUUCCAAGAUGUGAACAGAUUCUUUGAUUUGUGUUCGGAAAUGUUUCUUUAUUCUAUCUAUUUUUUCAGUAAGAUGACGAAAAAAAAAAGA
Molecule: messenger RNA, 2032 nt
Organism: Tarenaya hassleriana
Lineage: Eukaryota; Viridiplantae; Streptophyta; Magnoliopsida; Brassicales; Cleomaceae
Product: aldehyde oxidase GLOX1-like
Exons: 2
Coding region: 24-1853 (609 amino acids)
Source: RefSeq, a predicted model, not a curated record